Orussus abietinus is the source of this 2709-nucleotide messenger RNA. Its product is annotated as hemicentin-1. The record is from RefSeq and is a predicted model, not a curated record. Gene Ontology annotation, biological process: cell-cell adhesion. Gene Ontology annotation, molecular function: cell adhesion molecule binding. The transcript is spliced from 6 exons. Gene Ontology annotation, cellular component: cell-cell junction. The coding region runs from base 36 to 2093 and encodes 685 amino acids. NCBI's taxonomy places the organism in Eukaryota, Metazoa, Arthropoda, Insecta, Hymenoptera, Orussidae.
AUUCUGCAAAAAGAGAUCUAAAACAUUAGUUUACAAUGUCGAGCGAACGAUUGCUAUCUUGGAUCGUGGUAGCCCUUGUGUCCGGUGUGUGCAAGGCGGAGCAAAGGUUCUCCGAGACUCCCGCGACUUAUCAGGAAGUCUCUUCUGGAGACGACGUGCAGCUGCGAUGCAGAGUGCAAGACAAGAAGGGCCAGUGCAUCUGGCAGAAGGACCGAAAACCUGUUGGAAUGCAUCCGGACAAGUACGAGUGGGUCGGCGGACGCGAGAGCGAUUGCACCCUCCUGAUUAGGAGGGCUUCUCUGCACUUCGAUGACGGCUUCUGGGAAUGUCAAGUCACACCCGGCGAUUUCACUCGUCAGGAUGCACUCACGUCACUGCCGGCUCGUUUGUUGGUCCGAGUCAAACCGAGAAAGCCUCUCCUUGAAUACGGAGGUGCUGUUUUAAAUUCCGUUCUUACAUUGAGGGAAGGUCAGGAAGCUACACUUUCCUGUGUGUCUAGAUACGGAAAUCCACCGGCGCUCAUAAAAUGGUUUAUAGGAGGUGACGAAGUCGAAGCUUUGAGAGAACAGACGAACGCCACAGAGGUGGAUAAUCCGAAGACAUGGGCAGCACACAGCAUUAUACAUGUACGAGGUCAAAGGGAAAAUCACGGUCUACCGAUCAGAUGUCUUACUUUGCAUCCUUCCAGCCCACUGCCAGCGAUUGCUGAGUCUCGCCUCGAUAUUCACUAUUCACCGGAAGUUAUGAUGGAAACGAGUCCUCGUUUGCUUGCUACCGCUUUGGAAGACUCUGCCAGCUUUAUGAGCCUAAAAUGCAUAGCUGACGCUAAUCCUACGGCGACGGUCAAAUGGUUCAAGGAUGCCACUCCCAUUACGAACUCGAACAACAUUGUUUUGCUGAUGCAGAAUCGCACUCAUCAAAAUGGAACCUGGAUAGGGUCGGAAUUAAGAUUCGAGCCCGUGAAAAAGGAAGAUGCCGGCUUGUAUUCCUGCAAAGCUUCCAAUACCAUCGGAGAAAGCCCACCUGCAAACUACCGGAUUGAUGUUCAAUAUGGACCUAGGUUAAAAGUGAAGGAUGCGAAUAAUUUUAAUUUAACUUUCGACGAAGUGGAAGAAUCUGCUUUAUUGGGUACACCGAUAGAACCUUUUGAAUGCGCAGAGUUUGAAGCGAAUCCACCUCCUCAGUUCAGAUGGAUUCAUUUGCGUGGUGGUACCACGGAAAUGCUUGAAAACAUUGCUCAAAAUAUGGACGCUGGAAGACGUCUACGUUUAAAGCACAUUAUGUGGUCAGACGAAGGAGAAUACCGUUGCGUUGCGUUUAACAGCAUCAACGGAGUUCGCCGAGAAAUGCCCCAUGAUACGCGUUUUAUAUUACAUGUAACUGGUCCACCUGAAAUACAGACAAGAGCUUCCUCUGACGGAAAAGGGUUUUAUGAAUCGAUCGGAUGGGCUGGAGAACCUGUUCACAGAUUAAAGUCUCGUUUCUGUUCACAACCACCUCCCCGAUUAGUCGCAUGGCAAUGGGGCAGUUCACACAUCAGGGCCGGAGAGAGCAUUCAACAAAAAUAUGAGGCAUUACCAUUAGAACCUAUUACGGAAAAUAAAAUGAUAACUAAUUGCUAUUGGGCGAAACUUGAAAUAAAGGAUCUACAAAAAGAGGACGCUCGGGUAUAUACUCUCCUAGUAGAAAGUGAGAAAGGCAGGGAUUCAACGAAUGUGAAACUAAUCGUUCGAGACCCCACAGAAAUGCGCGUAAUCGCAGCCGCGGCUGCAGUGGGAUUACUCCUUCUGCUCCUUUUGAUCUCUGUUGGCGUGUACUCGAUACUUCGAGCCAAACAUCGACAGUAUCGACAAGAAGAGGGAGAAGGAAGUAUUGCGGCCGAUGCUUUCUACAGUACCGCGACAUCGAUGGAACCUCGGAAGACAGUCAAUUCUCCGCAGAAUAAGACGCUUGCGAGGAAAACGAAUCACGAGGGUGGUCUAGCAAUAAUGUAUGAUUACGAUCAGAUCGCUAAGCAAGAUCGAACGAUGAGUCCGGAGGCAUUAAAAGUGCGGAGAGCUCCUGCAGUGUUACAGCCACCCACUAUUGUGUGACAAUUGUGAACAAAAUAUGGAUUAGUGGAGAAAAUGUUAAAAUAACUUUCAAAAUGAACACAUGGAAAUGUCGUUAACAUAACCCUUUUAGUUCUGAAUGAUUGAGGAUUUUUUAUACUCACUACUAUAUAUUUAACUGAAAUAAGUAGCGUCAUGACUGGCUGAAGUUACAAUAGCUUUUGUACCACUCCUGUUAAUGAGUUUUAUGUUUGUUUGAUUUUAAUUAUUGUAUACGUUUCAAACAAACCCUUAAACAUGCGUUUUAGUCAGACAUAUAACGAUAGCGUAUGCUACAGGAAAAUUUACGAAUAUGCGUGGCUUAGUAGAUAGUACAGAAUACGUAAAGUAUCUGUAAGGGAUAAGUAUAUAAAGGCUAUUUUAGUCUAAUUAGAAAAGUUAAUUAUUUUUAUAAUUAUAGUUAUAGUUACUUAAUUCUUAUUCCAACGAAGGUACAUUUACGUGAACAUCAUCGCGGACAAUGAAAUUAUUUAUUGUUGUUCUUGUUAAACCUUACUACUAAGACUGUAGAAACAUCGAGAGAAUUUUAUGUUAAUGUUUAAGCUAUAUUAAUAUUUAAUAAUAAAAUAUAAUUGUAUACCAAACCGGAUUUUAUUAC